GUGUGGGCAUAUGAAAAGUUACCUAAUUUUGGGGAACAUUUUGGCACACGUGUUGGUAAUCAUGAAGUCCCAAUAUUGAAUUGGUCAUGUCAUGGGAAAUUUCGGGCCUCUACAAUACGGAAUAUUUGCUUUGCUAAUGAGGUGCCUACCCCCCCUUCUUCCGAUAAUGAAGAUGAAGAUGAAGACAAUCUUGAAGUACAAACAAGGGAAAGGGUGCAACAAAUGUGUGUGAACAUUGAAGAAAUCAAAACAAGUCUUCAAAGGCUGGAGAAAAGGGUGGAUGAGCAGCUUGGUGGAGUAAAAGACCUGCUGCUUCAGGUUAUUGAUAAAGUCAACAUUGCUUUAAAGGAAAAGGGGGAUCCAUCUGCCCCAAGUCAUGAUGAAAAAGACACGGAAGUUUGUGCACCACAUGGUGAAGAUCAAAAUAUGUCUACACAUGGUGUUGACAAUGCUGGGACCGUGGGUGAAGGAGAUAAUUCUGUUCCUGUUAUUCCUGAAGAUCAGAAUAUGUUUACUGAGCCUAUUGCAACUGAGGCUGAAGAAGAUAACGCCAACGAUGUUGUUGGUGAACAACAAAAGGGACUACAAACUGAUCCUGUAAUGAAUGUAGUGGCUGAGUUGAAGGAGGGUACUCUUGAAGAAC
Cuscuta epithymum is the source of this 643-nucleotide messenger RNA. The record is from the annotation of a GenBank genome assembly. NCBI's taxonomy places the organism in Eukaryota, Viridiplantae, Streptophyta, Magnoliopsida, Solanales, Convolvulaceae.